GGUGGUGGAGGCGGUGGAGGCGGAGGUGCUUUGGGCGGGCCGGGGUUGCGGCGCUGUCCUCGAGUCUGGGCUCACCAGGCCCACAGCCUGGUAGCAAUGAAUCCCCUGCCUCCAGACCCGCUGGGCGACUGUCUGCGGGACUGGGAGGAACUGCAGCAGGACUUCCAAGGCAUCCAGGAGACCCACCGACUGUACCGCCUGAAGCUGGAAGAGCUGAUCAAGCUGCAGAACAACUGUACCAGCUCCAUCACCCGGCAGAAGAAGCGGCUCCAGGAGCUGGCCCUUGUCCUGAAGAAAUGCAAACACUCCCUUCCGUCCGAGGCUGAGGAGGCUGCGCAGGAGCUGGAAAGCCAAAUCAAGGAGCGACAAGGCCUUUUCUUUGAUAUGGAGGCCUACUUACCCAAGAAGAAUGGGUUGUACCUGAGCCUGGUUCUGGGCAACGUCAACGUGACGCUCCUGAGCAAGCAGGCUAAGUUCGCCUACAAGGCCGAGUACGAGAAGUUCAAGCUCUACCUCACCAUCAUCCUCAUCCUCGUCUCCUUCACCUGCCGCUUCCUCCUCAACUCCAGGGUGACCGACGCCGCCUUCAACUUCCUGCUGGUCUGGUAUUACUGCACCCUGACCAUCCGGGAGAGCAUCCUCAUCAACAACGGCUCCCGGAUCAAAGGCUGGUGGGUGUUCCACCAUUACGUGUCCACGUUCCUGUCGGGAGUCAUGCUGACGUGGCCCGACGGCCUCAUGUACCAGAAGUUCCGGAACCAGUUCCUGUCCUUCUCCAUGUACCAGAGCUUUGUGCAGUUCCUCCAAUAUUACUACCAGAGCGGCUGUCUGUACCGCCUGCGGGCCCUGGGCGAGAGGCACACCAUGGACCUGACCGUGGAGGGCUUCCAGUCCUGGAUGUGGCGGGGCCUCACCUUCCUGCUGCCCUUCCUCUUCUUUGGACAGUUCUGGCAGCUUUUUAACGCACUGACGUUGUUCAGCCUGGCCCGGGACCCUGAGUGCAAGGAGUGGCAGGUGCUCAUGUGCGGCCUCCCCUUCCUCCUCCUCUUCCUCGGCAAUUUUUUCACCACCCUGCGGGUUGUACACCAGAAAUUCCACAACCAGCAGCACGGGGGCAAGAAAGAUUGAGGCUGGGUGGGCCCAGCUCCCCACAACACCCCUGACCCAGAGGGGGCUUCUGUAUCUCGUGUUGAGGGGUGGAGGCUCCCCUCAUCCGGGGAGGUCUCGUCUGCUCUCCCUUGGGUUUUGUGGGCUCUGUCGGCCCUGAAGGCGGCGCUGGAGAGAGGAAGACCUGGGCCUGUGUCCCCGCCCUGCAGGGAGGUGGGACAGCAGCCUCAAUAAAGGACCGGAGGCUCA
Phacochoerus africanus (Common warthog) is the source of this 1356-nucleotide messenger RNA. It is a transcript of the gene TMEM120A, whose product is annotated as transmembrane protein 120A. NCBI's taxonomy places the organism in Eukaryota, Metazoa, Chordata, Mammalia, Artiodactyla, Suidae. Gene Ontology annotation, cellular component: membrane. Bases 97 to 1128 code for a protein of 343 amino acids. Gene Ontology annotation, biological process: fat cell differentiation. The record is from RefSeq and is a predicted model, not a curated record. The transcript has 12 exons.